UCACAAUUUUCCUACCCUAAUUUCUCUACCUUCCAGCAGCCCAGUCUUCCUCCAUUCACAGACUUCUAGUUCGCGGCUUCAAGUUCAAGCUCCCGCCACAGUUCGUGGCUUCAAGUCCGCUCCGUCGCAGCACUUCGGUGGCUCGGUCCUUCGAAGCCACGGGUUAUGGGAUCAUCAAAUAUCAGAGAUUUGUUGACAUCAUUUAGUCCUUCUUUAGAUUUCUUUGCCAUAAGCUCUGGAGAUGGUCGAAUUAAGAUUUGGGAAACUUUGAAGGGCCAGAUACAGACUGAAUUCUCAGACAUCACCUCAACUGAUGAGAUAAAUAUAUUAACCAGACAUGAAAGAGGGCACCUAUCAGUUGAUUAUACAUGCAUGAAGUGGUUAUCGUUGGACAGAAGGAGAAAAAGGAAGCUUGGUUACUCAUUGUUAGUCUUAGGAACAGGUAGUGGUGAUAUUUUAGCACUGGAUGUCUCUGCUGGUCAAUUGAAAUGGAGAAUUAAUGACUGCCACCCUGGGGGUGUUAAUUCCAUUUCAUCUCCUACGAAUGGUUCCUGUAUUUAUACUGCAGGUGCUGAUGGCAUGUUAUGUGAAAUUGAUUCUCUAUCGGGAAACCUGUUGCAGAAGUUCAGAGCUUCUACAAAGGCAAUUUCCCGUAUAUCUGUUUCAUCAGAUGGGAAGAUAUUAGCAACUGCAUCUGCACAGUUGAAGAUUUUCAAUAGUUCUGAUCACAAAAAGAUGCAGAAGUUUUCCGGGCAUCCUGGAGCUGUUCGCUGUAUGAUUUUUUCUGAAGAUGGGAAGUACAUCCUCUCCUCUGCUGUUGGUGAAAGAUAUAUAGCAGUAUGGAGGAUUAGUGGCGGCAAAAAGCAGUCAGCAAGCUGUGUUCUUGCAAUGGAGCACCCUGCUGUAGUACUUGACAGCAGGUGCAUUGAUAAUGGGGAAGCCAGUGAUGCAGGUCUAUAUGUUUUGGCUAUUUCAGAAGUUGGGGUUUGUUAUCUUUGGUUCGGUCAGAACAUUGAGGAGCUACGCAAUAAUAAGCCCACAAAAGUCUCAUUAUCUUUUGAGGACAUUGCAUCUAUAAAUCAUAAGGGUGCAUUACCUACAAUAUUUGCUGCAAAAUUACAAGCCAUUACCAAACCUACAUCUGGGCAGGUCUUUGUUGCUUAUGGGUUGCCAGUAAAGCCAUCCUUUCAGAAGAUUUUAGUGCAUUCUGGCUCAGAUAUAAGUUUGAAUAUCUCCAAUGAUGGGGUUCUUCUACCAAUUAGUCAAUCUCGCAUCAAAUCUAAGAAAGGAUUGGAUUUUCAAAAUGGAGUUACUGCAUUAGACCGUGCAAAUGCGGAGGAUGCCUUACUUCCUAUUCCGAAGAUUUAUUCUCAUGAAAAAAAGAAAACAUAUACAAAUAUGAUUGUUGAGCCUGAUGAGGCAAUGGCUCAUUCGAGUGGCAGUAACAGUCGAGCCAAGCUUGUAGAGAGGGAAGAUGACAUGGAUGAAGUAGAAGUGGACACUGAAGCAUUUUGCAUGGAGGACAAGCUGAGAUCAUUAGGGAUACUUAGUAAUGGAGAUGACCUAACAUUAGACUGUACAGUUGAUUUUGCAACAUUCAAGGGUGUUAAUCUUGAAGCUGAAAUGCCACCAAAGAAGAUAAGGGCAUCUGUUCUAUCUAUGGACCCUAGUGAUGCAUACAAGUUACUGCGAGUGUUGGUGGCCAAGUGGCAAUCCAGGACAUGGAGUGGAAAGUAUGCCCUUCCAUGGAUAUAUCAUAUACUUUUGAAUCACAGUCAUCAUGUUAUGUCUCAGGAACUGACAAGCCAGAUGCUCGACUCCUUAUACAAGAUUACUAAACCCAGAGGUGCUGCCAUUCAACCUUUAUUACAAUUAUCGGGUCGUUUGCAACUUGUGAUGGCACAGAUUGACAGGGCUUCACAGAACAAAACUCUGAGUUCGGCAUAUGACAGCCAAAUAAAUGAAAGUGAAGAUGAGGAUGAAGAAGUUGAUGAAAUUCUUUAUGAAGAAGAAGAUGAUGAAUCUGAAUUAAGCAGUGAUGACAAUAGCUAGGUGCAUUGUACCAUAUGAGGCUGCUGAAAUCUAUGGAUGAGACAGCAAGGGUGUCCUUUCUACCAGUUUCAUGUUGAUCAAGACAGAGAGGCUUAACACAUGGUGCAGGAUGUACAUCAAUUUAUUGAUGUACCAGGUUGUUUACCGAUGGUGCCAAAUUAACCGACUUCAAACCCUUCUGUGGUCAGGCUGUUUCUCGUCCUGUCUUAUUGACUACAGCUUUGUUUCCUUCUAGUUUUACUCCUUGCUCAUGGGGAGGGAAUUCGGGUUAUGUCCAGACUUGUCCAUCAAGUGUUCUUUUUUCUUUUUUAAUUUUUGCCUGUAAUGUUCAAUGAGGCACAGUUUUGUAAUUGUUUUCAUUUAUAAAAGGCCAAGCAAUUUUGCAAGAAA
Messenger RNA from Juglans regia (Persian walnut), 2442 nucleotides. RefSeq names its product WD repeat-containing protein 43-like. The transcript has 12 exons. Gene Ontology annotation, molecular function: protein binding. Lineage: Eukaryota; Viridiplantae; Streptophyta; Magnoliopsida; Fagales; Juglandaceae. The record is from RefSeq and is a predicted model, not a curated record. Bases 166 to 2052 code for a protein of 628 amino acids.